UCUUCCUGCCUCAGCCUCUCAAGUAUUGGGAUUACAGAUGUGUUCCACCAUACCUGGCUCAACCUUUUUUUUCCUACCAUCAGUGGGCAGAAAACACAUGGGAUUGCAUUUUGAGAGGUAUCUAUAAGACUGUCAGAAACCAAGUUUCUGUGAUUAUAACCACAAAUGGUGGAACGAAGAUUUCUCUUUUCCUCCAGAAAGUAAGGAUCACAACCUUACACUAGAUUGAGCCUUAAAUUCACAGAGGUUAGAACAGGGGACAGCAUUUGUUUCUUCAGCUUCACGGUCAGUUUCCCACAUGUCUACUUUUUGUUUAUCUGUAUCUGUCUCAACCACUUCUAGUUUAGACUUUUUGUUUUUGGCAACACAGUGCUACUAAUCGUGUCAUACUGCAUUAUGGGGAAGAACUAAGAGAAAUCCCCAAGUCUUAUUCAUCAAUAGAAGCACCGAAGAGCUCAAACCCAAGGAAAGUUUGGGCAGUACUGAACUAUGUGUCGGGCGCGGUCUAGUGUUUCUGAGUAUACAUGGUAACUCAUAUUAUCGACCCAGCAGUCCUUUAACGUUGGCACUGGUAGGGUUACACUCCCCAGGAAAAACCAUUGCAGAGCACAGUGUCCCAGCCCUCUGUCCCAGGAAGCCUGGGUACAUCUACACAGCCACCCAAGAAGCAGGUCACACUAUCUCUGCCCCGGACUCCUCAAGACAGCAACCCCUCAGACCAACACCUGACAACCCACUGCAAUGCCUGGCAACCACCUCUGCCUGCCUGGCAACCACUUCUCCUUAAAAGCCUUUGCUCUCCCCCAGCUUGCUGCCGACUCUUGCCAGGCUCAACCCACCUGCACCAGGUGAGAGGAAACAGCCUUGCAGCUCACACACAAACUCCCCAGGGUCGGUAUCUCCAAGCCUCCAAGACAGUUAGUUCAUUCCAUGGUGGACCAAGGCGCAGGGAGCAAGGUCACCUGCCUGGCUCACUUGUGGAUUGACUCAGGGCAGCACACUAUUGCUGCACAGGGCCAGGGCAUCGAUAGUUGAGAUGUGAGCUGUAGUCUCUGUCAUUCCACCCUCACGGGAAGGUGGCUCUCACAGACAAUGCGCAAGUGCAUGGCGUCUUCUGUCCACGCUGAACUCUAUUCCGAGAUGCUAAAAUUCAAAUUUCUUAUCAUUUUCACUUGUCAUAUAUUUUCCUCUUGAUUACUUUUCAACUACCUAGAAAUCUAAAACCCAUUCUUAUUCUUAGCUCUUGGGUCAGGUUAAAAAAAGGCAGUGGGCUAGAUUUGGCUUUGAAGCUGUAAUUCCCCAUAAUGAAGACAGAGAGCCAGGCUUUGAACCCAGACUAUGCACCCUUCACCUUGAUAAGCAGUAUAUAUCAUAUUAGUAGAAGUCAUACACUUUAUAUAAAAUUCCACAAAAGUAAGGAGAAAAUAACAACCACCCAUAAAAGCCACAACCAAGAAAUAACACUAGUAAGAGCUGGUAUUUUCUUCCAUUACUUUUUCGAUUGUUUUACACUAUCAAAUUAUAGCACUCUACUUUUUCAUUUAUCAUAAGCAUUUUCCAUGUUUUCACAGAAAUCACACAAUUCUGGUAAUUACUAGAUGCAUAGUAGUUCAUUUUAAACAUUGGAGGGGUAAAUCCCUAUUUUGAGAGAAUUCUAUAGCUAACUCAUACAACAAAGACUCCUUUUACUAAGUGAGCGGUUGGUCACCCUUCAUUUACCUGCCAGUUCUCUACACUGCUGUAAGUUGGGUUCUGAAAGCCACUCAGCUUGACGUAUCAAUGUAGUAAAAGGUUUUGGAAUGACCAGGCCUGAACCUGACACUCAUCGUCCCUUUAUCACCUAACUGAUUGAACAAGUGUGAACUUUCCUAAGCCUCGAUUUCUCCAGAUAGAACCUGGGGUUGUAUAUACUGAGCCUAACAUGCUUGGCACCAGACAGAAAGCACUUGAUGAGAACCAACCCCCUGUACCAUCCUGGUCCCCUACAGCAUCCACAGAAACAGACUAUUUCGCUGUGGACCAUAGAGAAAGAGUCAUUUUUCUGUUGUACACUACCAAAGUUUUCUCUCCAGGAGAAAGGAGAAGCCAGCCACAGGAAUGAUUGGAAAGGUGCUUGUGGAGGGCGGGCCACCUAGAGGCCUCUGUCCCGCCCCUCAGCCCCUCCAGCCCCACCCCAACCUGGUGCCAGCCCGUCUUUGAGAAGUUUCCAAACUGAAGCAAUGCCCAGGUCUCCCCAGCUGCAGGUGGCCCCGUGACAUCAGCAGAGGCUGUGUUCUUUUGCUAGGAGGACGUCUGCUCAGAGCUUGGAAAGGCAUUCGGAUCCCAGACAGCAGAACAGAACAUGGAGCUGACACAUCCUGCGGCCCUCGGAGUGGGGGGCUACCACAACACCGGCUUCCAGGGUGGGGACCUUGAAAACCAGAACACAGCAGGAAACAACUCAAUAAGGAGUAGAGUUGUGCAAAGCGGGGAGCGAGGAACCACCAAACAGGGCGAAGAGCACAUCACAAUUGAGCAGGACUUCCUAGGAAAUAAAGACGAAGAUGUGGAAGAUGACCAAGACAUGCACCCAACAGGGUGUUUGGAAAGGAAAUACAAUACAGUUUGUGAUUUUUGUACAAAACACAAAACCACUCUUCGAUAUAUCAUCUGGGGAAUUUUAUUAGUUGCUUAUCUGGCCAUGGUGAUUGCAGCCUGUGUGCUGAACUUUCACAGAGCCCUUCCUCUCUUCGUGAUCACCGUAGCAGCCAUCUUCUUUGUCGUCUGGGAUCACUUGAUGGCCAAAUAUGAACAGCGAAUUGAUGAAAUGCUAUCUCCGGGCAGACAGCUUCUGGACAGCCAUUGGUUCUGGAUGAAGUGGGUCAUGUGGAGCUUGUUGGUCCUGGCCAUUAUUUUCUGGCUGAUCCUCGACACCGCCAAGUUGGGACAACAGCAGCUGGUGUCCUUUGGUGGGCUCGUGAUGUACAUUAUCCUGUUAUUUCUGUUUUCUAAGCACCCAACCAGGGUUUACUGGAGACCUGUCUGCUGGGGAAUUGGGCUACAAUUCCUUCUUGGUCUCCUAAUCCUAAGGACUAAACCUGGAUAUAUUGCUUUUGAUUGGUUGGGCAGACAAGUUCAGACUUUCCUGGGGUACACUGAUGCUGGUGCUGUCUUUGUCUUUGGUGAGAAAUACACAGACCACUUCUUCGCAUUUAAGAUCCUGCCCAUAGUGGUUUUCUUCAGCACUGUGAUGUCCAUGCUGUACUACCUGGGAUUAAUGCAGUGGAUCAUCAGAAAGGUUGGAUGGACAAUGCUAGUUACUAUGGGGUCAUCGCCUAUUGAGUCUGUGGUUGCUGCUGGCAAUAUAUUUGUUGGACAAACAGAGUCUCCACUGCUGGUCCGCCCGUAUUUACCACAUGUCACCCGGUCAGAGCUCCACGCCAUUAUGACAGCUGGCUUCGCUACAAUUGCUGGAAGUGUCUUGGGCGCAUACAUUUCUUUUGGGGUGUCAUCCACUCACCUGUUAACAGCUUCGGUCAUGUCAGCGCCUGCAUCACUGGCUGUUGCUAAACUUUUCUGGCCUGAGACAGAAAAACCUAAAGUAACCCUUAAGAGCGCCAUGAAGAUGGAAAAUGGUGAUUCCAGGAAUCUCCUAGAAGCUGCAACUCAGGGAGCUUCCUCGUCAAUCCCUCUGGUGGCAAACAUCGCUGCAAAUCUCAUCGCCUUCCUGGCCCUGUUGUCCUUUGUGAAUUCGGCGCUGUCUUGGCUCGGAGCCAUGUUUGACUUUCCACAGCUGAGUUUCGAGCUAAUAUGCUCCUACAUCUUCAUGCCCUUUUCCUUCAUGAUGGGAGUGGACUGGCAAGAUAGCUUUAUGGUUGCCAAGCUCAUAGGUUAUAAGACAUUCUUCAAUGAAUUUGUGGCUUAUGAGCACCUCUCCAAAUUGAUCAGUUUGAGGAAAGAAGCUGGACCCAAAUUUGUGAAUGGGGUGCAGCAAUAUAUGUCGAUUCGUUCUGAGACAAUCGCCACUUAUGCCCUCUGCGGUUUCGCCAAUUUUGGUUCCCUAGGAAUAGUGAUCGGUGGACUCACAUCCAUGGCUCCUUCCAGAAAGCGCGACAUCGCCUCCGGGGCCAUCCGAGCUCUGAUCGCAGGGACCGUGGCCUGCUUCAUGACAGCCUGUGUUGCAGGCUUACUCUCCAGCACCCCUGUGGAUAUCAACUGCCACCACAUCUUAGAGAACGCCUUCAACUCCACUUUACCUAGCAACACAACCGGAGUGGUAACUUGUUGCCAAAGCCUACUGCACAGCGCUGUGGUCAAAGGGCCUGGCCAGGUCAUCCCAGGAGGAAAUUCCAGCCUGUACUCCUUGAAGAGCUGCUGCAAACUGUUGACUCCAUCUGCACUGAACUGCAGCUGGAUCCCGAACGCAUUCUGAGUGCAGCCACUUCUCCAGUGGAAUGCAGUCUGCAGACACUGAAUUUUGUGCUUUGGGGAAAAGAAGUGCUAUUGUUGGCAGAUUGAUAACUUCCAUCAUGGAAUCAGCUUGAAUUGUGAGGAAAGAAAAAAACAAGAGUGACCUCUUCAGAGCUAGAAUCUCUCUCUCCUCCCCUUCCCUCCAACUCACGCUUUUCCUACCAAGAACUACUAAAAUAUCCCAAACUGAGGCUUCAUCUCCAGUCCCAACAGUGCCUUCUGACCUUAGAUUCUAAGGACAUUUCAUGAGAACACAGGUCUAAAUGUUGGCUUUCAACAACCUGGCUAUAAUUCAGCCAUACAAGCUAGUAUCUGAAUGAAUCUCCAAGGAGUCCAGAAUGACUUGUUUGAAAUACAUUUUCAAGUAAGCUCACUCUACAUUCACUCUAGCUUACCUGAAAUACCUUCAACUUGAGUCUUGCACAAAGGAAGGAUAAUCAAUAAUCAUUUACUCCUUGGCCACCCUCCAGAAGUCCUACAUAAAUCCAGAGUUGGUCAGAAAAGCAUGGAGGCCCUAUCAAAACCAGCAUUUAAGUCCCUUAAAGCUAGAAAGUUGUGUCCAUCAGUUUUAAUCAAGUUUUGCUACAGUAACAAACAGUCCAACAAUCUCAGCUGCUUUUAAGUUUAUCUUUUACUCACAUAUUUGCAAUGGUUGACUUUGACCAUAAUCCCUAUGUUGUCUUUAGUUCCAGGGCCCCUGCUAAAGGAGCAGCACCUGUGUGGGGCAUGCUGGUUUUAGAGAGUGAGAAGGAAAUUGGACGCAAUGUGAUGGCUCUUAAAACUAAUGUUAGGAAAUGACACCCUUGACUUCCACUGGCCAAAGUAAGU
Messenger RNA from Chinchilla lanigera (long-tailed chinchilla), 5277 nucleotides. RefSeq names its product solute carrier family 28 (concentrative nucleoside transporter), member 3 (gene Slc28a3). Bases 2342 to 4411 code for a protein of 689 amino acids. The record is from RefSeq and is a predicted model, not a curated record. Gene Ontology annotation, cellular component: membrane. NCBI's taxonomy places the organism in Eukaryota, Metazoa, Chordata, Mammalia, Rodentia, Chinchillidae. Gene Ontology annotation, molecular function: pyrimidine- and adenosine-specific:sodium symporter activity; purine-specific nucleoside:sodium symporter activity. Gene Ontology annotation, biological process: purine nucleoside transmembrane transport; pyrimidine nucleoside transport. The transcript has 18 exons.